This is a messenger RNA of Puntigrus tetrazona (Sumatra barb), 4620 nucleotides long. It is a transcript of the gene nrf1, whose product is annotated as nuclear respiratory factor 1. The transcript has 10 exons. The record is from RefSeq and is a predicted model, not a curated record. The coding region runs from base 1704 to 3221 and encodes 505 amino acids. Lineage: Eukaryota; Metazoa; Chordata; Actinopteri; Cypriniformes; Cyprinidae. Gene Ontology annotation, biological process: regulation of transcription by RNA polymerase II. Gene Ontology annotation, cellular component: nucleus. Gene Ontology annotation, molecular function: DNA-binding transcription factor activity, RNA polymerase II-specific; RNA polymerase II cis-regulatory region sequence-specific DNA binding.
CCGCGCAAUCUCCAGCCAUUUCAGCCCCGGCGCAGCCGCACCAAACAACCCGGCAGCGUUUGCCUUUCACACGCUCAGGCGCAGAUCGCGACGACGCGACGCUCGAGCCGGGACGAUAUCGAGCGCGUUUGACAGGAUGGCAAUUUUUAUUCACCCCGCUCAAAUUGUGGGGCAAAAAGAAUCAUGGCGCUGUCGCAGGCCUUCGGCCUACCGAAUUUAGAUGUGCAGUCGUAUCGCUGCUGUUUUGUCCAGAUGCUAAAUGGGAUUUCGUGGCUUGGUGGCUCGUGUUUAUAUUCUCGAUCAAAUCUCAAUGCUUGUUUAGUAUCGUUUUAGCGCUGCAGUGUUAUCGAUCGCUCGGGGGGGUUUUUUAUAUCGAUUUAUACAGAGCCGACAGCGGUGCCCGGCUAAAUUGUAUCUAGAAGAUUAUUUUAAUUCGUUUUGUUGGUUAACUGCACGUUUGCUUGAGCCGAAUGUGUUUGAAACAGCAGUUUGAGUUCCGUCGGUGUGUUAUAUUUCUCCGCCAAACCGCCCGCUCUCUCUCUCUCUCUCUCUCUUUAACACGGAUUAUUCGCAGUUUGAAAAUAACCGCCAUUUGUGUGUUUGUUAUUGACGCUCGACUUCACUCGACUGAGUUGAUUUUAGUCGUCUCGGAGGUUCAGACCUACCCUUUUAGCCACGGUCUGUGCUUGUUCGGGUGUCUUUUCGUGUUUAUGAGCGUUUUUCGUGACUUGGUCAGAUGUAGCGUCUUCCUUCCAGAGUUUAGGCUGUCAGGCCAUUGAAUUGAAUUGAACUGAACUGAAUUGAAUGAUACUGUAGCUGCGCGAGCGGGUUUAUCUAUCUAUGUACGGGUAAAUCGUAGCACCCGCGUUACCGAAACCGCGUUUUUAUUUACGUUUCGCCUUUUUUUUUUUUUUUUUUUUUUUUACAUUUCCAAAACGUUUAUUAAACGCAAUCCACAUUGUGAAGGACAUGCCGUUACAGUGUCACGACCUCCAAUAAAAUAAAAGCACAUCUUAAAAAGAUUUUCAAACUGUGUCUCUUAGUCUGUCAUUUUGAUGCAGCUUUAAAUUGUAGUGUUUUCAUGUGCUUGCACGUUGUAUUUAUAAUAUGUGCGUCAAAUGUAUCAUGCUGCUAUCUUUUUUUGGUUUAUUUGCACACUCUUUCGGAUAAAUGCCCAAAACAGACUUAUAGACUUUCCAGCCAGACCUCGUCAAAACAUUAACUAUGUGAAAUUAAUAUUAAUCUUUAGAACAAAUUAUGUUGAUUGUGUUUGGCGCCCCCUUGUGGAGUGAUGUUUAAAGUGACAAUAAUAGAUGCAAUGCUUUAGGAAACUGAUUAUUAGAUAUAUGAUUGGAAAGGAACAGGCCCCUUUUCCCUACACACUAAUUGGACCUAUUGUAAAUGGCAUAUACAUUUGCACACAGUUUAAAUAAGUAGAUCAUGCAAAGACUUAACUGAAUGUACACUGAUGCACCAAACGUGCUAUCAUUAUAAGACCGUAUAACAAGAUGUGCUCUCUUGUAUAUUUGCGUUAAAUGUAUAUGCAAAUGAAAAUGCAUGUAUACUUCUCCCCCAUCUAAAUAACAGGUGCAUGACGCUCGCCUCAUCCGUAAAUCUGCAUUAAUGCGGUUGCUCGAGGAAUCUGCGCUCACGUGUCAUUUGUGUGUGUGUCUCAGUGUGUUUGAGAGAAACCGUAUCGGGUGAUGGAAGACCACACGGUGCAUCAGACGGAGCACAUGACCACUAUCGAGGCCCACGCCGUCACUCAGCAGGUCGGGCAGGUGCACGUGGCCACGUACACGGAGCAUGGCAUGCUGAGCGCCGACGAGGAUUCGCCGUCUUCCCCCGACGAUGACGCUUACGACGACUCCGAUAUACUUAACUCCACUGGAACAGAUGAGGUGACCGCGCAUCUGGCCGCUGCAGGGCCUGUUGGCAUGGCAGCAGCUGCAGCUGUGGCAACGGGGAAGAAACGGAAGCGGCCGCACAUCUUUGAGUCGAACCCUUCGAUCCGUAAAAGACAGCAGACUCGAUUGCUAAGGAAGCUGAGAGCGACUCUAGACGAGUACACGACACGGGUUGGCCAGCAGGCUAUUGUGCUGUGCAUCUCUCCCUCCAAACCCAACCCCGUGUUUAGAGUAUUUGGAGCGGCACCGUUAGAGAACGUUGUGAGAAAAUACAAGAGCAUGAUUCUGGAGGAUCUGGAAAACGCUCUGGCUGAACACGCACCCCCUGGCGGUGGAGAACUCAGCUCUGAACUGCCUCCGCUGACUAUUGAUGGCAUACCAGUGUCUGUGGACAAGAUGACUCAGGCCCAACUCCGAGCAUUCAUUCCAGAAAUGCUAAAGUAUUCCACAGGCCGUGGGAAGCCUGGCUGGGGGAAAGAGAGCUGCAAGCCUAUCUGGUGGCCGGAGGACAUUCCCUGGGCCAACGUACGCAGUGACGUGCGAACGGAGGAGCAGAAACAGAGGGUGUCAUGGACGCAAGCCCUGAGGACUAUCGUUAAAAACUGCUAUAAGCAGCAUGGGAGAGAGGAUCUGCUCUACGCCUUUGAGGACCAGAUCACCACACAACAAGUUGCCACAACAACCACUCACAGCAUUGCACACCUGGUGCCGUCACAGACCGUAGUGCAGACGAUCAGUAAUCCUGAUGGAACCGUCUCGCUCAUACAGGUUGGAACUGGAGCCACGGUAGCAACACUGGCAGAUGCGUCAGAAUUGCCGGGCACGGUGACGGUGGCCCAGGUGAAUUACUCCACAGUGACAGAUGGAGAGGUGGAACAGAACUGGGCCACGCUACAGGGGGGCGAGAUGACCAUCCAGACCACGCAACCGUCGGAAGCCACGCAGGCUGUGGCCUCCUUAGCCGAAGCUGCUGUAGCUGCCUCGCAAGAAAUGCAGCCAGGGGCAACUGUUACUAUGGCACUCAACAGUGAAGCAGCAGCUCAUGCGGUGGCGACGUUAGCAGAAGCGACUCUUCAGGGAGGAGGGCAAAUCGUGCUAGCAGGGGAAACGGCGGCUGCGGUCGGAGCUUUAACUGGCGUUCCGGACGGCAGCGGUCUCGUCCAGAUUCCAGUCAGCAUGUAUCAGACUGUCGUCACCAGUUUGGCCCAGGGAAAUCGGCCCGUUCAGGUGGCCAUGGCUCCCGUAGCCACGCGCAUCGACAACACGGUGACGCUUGACGGACAGGCGGUGGAAGUGGUGACCCUAGAACAGUGACAUACUCUACCCCUGCAGGUGUGUGGGACAGGACAUUCGGCGCCUAUGUGAAUAGCUGCUGGAAUAUAGUGUAAAAAUAAUAUUUGAAGCUGUUCACAUACGUCUGCAGGGGGCUGGAUAGUGUUCUUUUUUUUUUUUUUUUUUUUUUUUUUUUUUUUUGUCUUUUUUACAUUGUACACAGUUCAUUGUCUUUUUUUCCUUAGCGUUGUUAAAUUUGUCUUUUCUUUUUUUAGCUGAUGUUUGAUAAAUGCAUUGCAGAGGAUACCUAAAAUUCACAGGUCCGUUAAUUGUUUCUCUACAAUUACUGUGCAACAAAACUAAAUCCACCACAUUUUCAGCCUUGAAAAACUGGUAUAAUUUAAUUUCUUCCCAUGCAAGCUUUGUGUUGGUCAUUCUUGAUAUCUCCUCAGUUUUUAUCUAGGUUUGUGUGUACGCGUGUGUGUAUAUACAUUUAUAUAUAUAUAUUGCGAAACAUCUUGUGCCAUACGAGUCACUUCAUUAAUAUAUUAUGUGUAAAUUGCAUUAUGAUUUUAGUGUUAGAUCCCAUUGACUACUGAGAUGACAUGCAUGUUUUUUUGUUUUUCCUUUUUCUUUUUCUUUUUGUCGGUCUGUAUAAUGUAGAAUUCUUUUGUAUGCGUUUCACAUUAACUCCCAAUGUAAAAAAUGGUAUGACCUUGAAUGAUUAUGUGGUAUAUUGAAUGAGACCACCGUUUCCUGUCGGUACUGAAUUGUUCUGAAAUUCGAGCGCUGUCGCUCAGUGCUAUCUAUAGCUUUUCGCUGAAUUGUACUAUUAAUCGAUAACUAUAAAUGUCGACGACUUACCAAUGAGGAGGCUGAAGAUGUAGCACUCCAUAUCGUUCAACUUUUAUACUUCAGAACAUGAACAGAACUUUGCAUAGCGGAUUCUGUUAAGAAACUGCUGGGGGGGAAAUGUUUUAUUUAUUUUUUAUUUAUUUUUCUAAAGGGUUUUGUUUGGAUGCGCGCUCAUAUCUUUAGAACAACACACAAAAUCACCCAUUGAGAGGUAAAGGUAUGAUAGAGGACAUAUUCAGAUUUUAUUACGAAGUGAAAGAACCAUAAGUUCAUAUCUCUUUCUUUCUUUUUUUUCUUUCAAGCUCUUGUAUUGCUUCUACAAUGCAAAUUUGUGUCGCAUAUAUGGAUGUUUUGUUACUGUUUAGCACCAUAACCCAUCAAGUUGUCUGCUCCUGGUCGGAUUGAAUUUUUAUACGACUGUAAAACCUCAUACAACAAGAUUCUUUUUAUGUAAAUUUUGUAAAAUAUAAGGUUUGAUGAAACCGAACUCUCCCGUGUUUCCAGUGAACGAAUGAUGGGGACAUUGGCAGAGUUUGUCUUUCACUUUUUAUCCAGUCUUGGAAAUAAAAUGGCCACUAUUCAAAAA